Messenger RNA from Glossina fuscipes, 972 nucleotides. RefSeq names its product zinc metalloproteinase nas-8. Lineage: Eukaryota; Metazoa; Arthropoda; Insecta; Diptera; Glossinidae. Bases 20 to 802 code for a protein of 260 amino acids. The record is from RefSeq and is a predicted model, not a curated record. The transcript has a single exon. Gene Ontology annotation, molecular function: metalloendopeptidase activity; zinc ion binding. Gene Ontology annotation, biological process: proteolysis.
AGUAUAUAAGGGACAAUAAAUGAAUGGAUUUGCAUUUGAAAGUAGAACAGUUGAAAUGUUUAAAGAACAGCAAUUACUGCUACCUUUUCUAAUAAUUCUUUGUAUAAAUGAUAUUAAGGGAACAAAAAAUGUUUCCAUUAAUUACGCGGAUAACCCUGAAGAAAGCGGGCAGCAUCGUGAAGGAGACAUAGUUCAAGACGAUCGCAAUGGCAUUUUAUCUGCCAAAUCCAAAUGGCCAAAGCAUAGAGUGCCGUAUGUCCUGAAGGGCUCAUUCUCCAAAAAGGAGCUUUCCAUAAUUGAUCAUGUCCUAAACGAAUUUCAUCAAAAGACUUGUAUACGUUUUCAAAAGCGUAAGAAUGAAAAUGAUUUUUUGAUUAUUGACAACAAAUCCAACGGUUGUUGGUCAAGUGUAGGACGUUUGGGAGGCAGCCAAGAAUUGAACUUAGAAUCAAUGAAAUGCUUUAAAAAUUAUGGUACAACAAUGCAUGAACUAAUGCAUACAUUAGGUUUCUAUCAUGAACAGAAUCGCUAUGAUCGGGAUGAUUAUGUGAAGGUUCUCUGGGAGAAUAUUAAAAAGAAUAUGAAAGUGAAUUUUGAAAAAUUAAAGCGUAAUGCGGCUUCUGGUUACGGUGUCGCGUAUGAUUAUGGCAGUACUAUGCAUUAUAAGGCGACAAGUUUUUCAAAAAACGGUCAACCCACAUUAAAAGCUUUGAAAAUGAAUGCAGAUUUUAAGAAAAUGGGACAACGUCAAGGUUUCUCCGCAAGCGAUAUAGACAAAAUUAAUAAAAUGUAUAAGUGUUAAAAUAUAUUCACUUUUUAUUUACGUAUGCCUAUGUUCUACAACGGCAGGUAAUACAUUAAAAAUAUGAUCUUUGGUUAAAACAAUAACUUUUCAAUUCAUUUAACAUCACAAACAUCACAACAAGCUAAGGUAAUUCGUUGUAGUAUAUACAAAAGCAAAAAAAAAAAAAU